Lactuca saligna is the source of this 1023-nucleotide messenger RNA. NCBI's taxonomy places the organism in Eukaryota, Viridiplantae, Streptophyta, Magnoliopsida, Asterales, Asteraceae. The record is from the annotation of a GenBank genome assembly.
AAAUUACACGAAUGGUCCCUAUGAUUUAGGGUGAUUUGCGCAUUUGAUCCCUAACUUAUUUUUCUAACUCGGAUCGUCUCUACUGUUUGUUUUUGUUUCCCGGUUGAUCCCUAUCUAACCUAAAAGGCUAUUAUGUCCUCGUUAAUUUUUUUAAUAAAAUUUAUUAUGUUUUAUUUAUUUAUAUUAUUAAAUAAACAAAACCUAACGUUAUCCCACCCACAACCCUCCUCUUUUACCUUUUUCAUCUCCUUCUCGUUUUCCACUUCAUGUAUCUCUGUAUCUCUUCCCCUUGCAAAUCCAGAUUCUUGUUCUUUCCAAUGGCCGACGACCAUCUGUUAUCACCACUCCUCUGUCGUCGUUGCUACAACCUAAAAAAAGGACACCGGCCGCCGCUACUACAGACCAGAAAAGAGACCCUAGCGAUCUUUCAUAUCCUUUCCACUAGAUCAUCAACGACAUGCAGGUCCAUCUUUGUCGACGCUCCCACUGCUGCCCAAUGCUCGACAUCUUCACCCCUCAACCUCUGUUCCAAAUUCAGACCAUCCCUUUCUCUCUCAAAUAACGUCGAUACCAAAACCCCAAAAAAACAAUCUGAAAAAUCAAACUGCACAAUCACCAAUUCAAGGAUUUGUCAUCUAAAAUCAGAGAUUCAAGGGGAGAUUGGGAUAAGAGUUGUAGAUCCAAGAGAUCGGGACUGAGUUGCACAUCCAUGAAAUCGGGUUAGAUUUCAUGGAAAUUUCAUAUAUUGGGAAUGGAUUUGAUUAAGGUUUUUUAUUACAUUUAUCAAGAAGAAAACCAAAAUUUCUGAUUUCGUUGAUGAUGGUUUCACGAGCUUCAUCAGAUUUGAUUACAGAGGUUUAAAAUUUGGUUGUAUCUUUGAUUAAAUUGUAUUUGAUUGUAUUUGGUGGCGGUUUACCCGAAGAUGACGUAGUUGUCGAAUGGAAAUUAUCGAGCAAAAAGUAAUUACAUGGAAGAAGCACGUGAGGGGUGAUUUUGGUAAAGGAAUUGUUGGGCUUAGAAGAU